Molecule: messenger RNA, 1434 nt
Organism: Hypoxylon fragiforme
Lineage: Eukaryota; Fungi; Ascomycota; Sordariomycetes; Xylariales; Hypoxylaceae
Product: glycoside hydrolase family 16 protein
Exons: 1
Coding region: 161-1159 (332 amino acids)
Biological process (GO): carbohydrate metabolic process
Molecular function (GO): hydrolase activity, hydrolyzing O-glycosyl compounds
Source: RefSeq, a predicted model, not a curated record
UCCUAUCCCUGGAUCAUAAUAUUCAUCCCUAAAGCGAGAGAGUAAAAGAAGACGAAGAGGAGGGAGGAAGAAGAAGAAGAAAAAGGAAGGGAAAAAGGAAGAGAAAAAAUCGGAAAAGAGAAAACACAGGUUCUCCGAUCUCACUUUCACCCCCUUAACCAUGGUGGCCACCCACUUCCAAGUCUGGUCACUGAUGCUGGCGUCGGUGUCGUUCCUAGCCCCCAAGAGCGCGUCGGCGCAGAACUGCCACUGCUACCUGACGAACGGCACAGCACCACAAUACCUGACCAACACGCGCUUCUUCGACUUCCGCAACAUCGCGAACCCGCGCGUGCCCGCGGCCAUCAACAACCGCACGCUCGCGCAGAACGCCGGCGUCACGCACGCCUACUUCAACAGCACCAACUUCACCGACACCUGGGGCAUCUCCGCGCGCCCCGACGACAACGGCCUCGUCUACAACGUCUGGUCCAAGAACGACGUCUACAUCGCCUCCAACACCGACUCCAACGCGGGGUCCAAGACCUACCUCGACCUCCGCACCUACCGCCACCCCGCCGCCAACGGCAACUUCCAGUCCUCCGCCGAGCUCGAGUCCGCCUCCGCCGCCUACCAGUACGUGUCGAUGCGCAUGUACGCGCGGACGCGGGGGUCCUCGGGCGGCGUGACGGCCAUGUUCACGUACCGGGGCGGCUCGACGGCCGACCUCGUGCAGGAGGCGGACCUGGAGGUGCUGACGCGCGACGCGACCAACAUCAUACACUACACGAACCAGCCGACGAUCAAGGGCGGCGUGGUGCAGACGAACGGGACAAAGAAGGUGACGACGACGCCGGCGGUGUGGUCGGCGUGGCAGAACCACCGCUACGACUGGUCCGCCGGCUCCAGCAACUGGUACCUCAACGGGAAAAACGUCGCGACGAUCCAGUACCAGACCCCCGUUGACCCUGUCUCCUUGCUGUUCAACUCCUGGUCCGACGGCGGCAGCUGGAGCGGCAUCAUGGCGUCCGGGCAGAGCGCGGAGAUGCAGAUACAGUGGAUACAGCUCAUCUACAACAACACCGAGGAGCCGUCUCGCUAUAAUCAUUGCGCGAAUGUGUGUAGCUUCGACAAGGGGACGCUGCCGGGUGUGGCGAAGGUCAUUACGUCUGGGCCUUAGGAGCGGACUGGAAUGAUUUACCUGCCCUCCUCUCCCAUUCCUUUCCCUACCUACCUUAAGGAGUUAAGAGCUUUCAUGCGUUGAUGAUGAUGAUGGUGUAAUAAACUCCCUCGCGUUCAUCUCUUUUUCCAGGAGCAUAGUUGGAAAAAUACUUCUGUUCAGUUGUCUGGUUAUUUGCUUUCUCGUAUAUAGAUUUCCCAACAGGCACACACCUACCUAGGUACCUACUUAAUAUUUUAACAAACAAAAAUCUCUUCGGAUAUAGAUUCAAGUAA